Ectocarpus siliculosus is the source of this 2765-nucleotide messenger RNA. The record is from the annotation of a GenBank genome assembly. Lineage: Eukaryota; Phaeophyceae; Ectocarpales; Ectocarpaceae.
CGCGUCUGUCUCCCGCACCUCACCAUCCACCUCUCGCCACACUGCAGCUCUCCUCUCCUCUGUCUCUUCGUCUGCCUGGGUGCGUUAAUCCCUUUACUGGUCGACAUACGAAAGCACAACAACAACAACACUUGUUCUCCUUGAACAUCUGGUGAUCUAAUCCGGUCAACACACCGCCUGUUUUGCUACCCAAGUGAUGGGCCAGGCGGCAACACGCGAAGCCGGAGCUCGAGGCGAAGCACCGGCCACCACCACCACCACCGGCGGCGGCGGCGGCGGCGCGGCGGAAGUAACCAUCGCGGCAGCGGCAGCAGCGGCAGCUUCGUCUCCCGUUCUCCCUCUGGCGACUUCUUCUUCCAGCACCAGCACCAGCAGCGAGGAGGAAGAGAAUAACAUGGCAGCGGCAGCUGCAGCGAAAACCCCUUGCAGGGUGACCUUGCGUGAGAGCCUUGCCAAGAUGAGGUGGACGGCCAGCUCCCUUGAUUCCCUCAGAAGCGCGGAGGAGAGACUUUUUUCCGCCUUGAACCUGAACGUCUUCGACGCCGACAUCGGGAGCGAACAGCACAUCCACACUGUUGAAGGCGGCAAAGGGAAGUCAGAGAUCCCGGUGGUCCUCUGCCACGGGUACGGCAUGGGGGUCGGCGGGUGGCACCUUAACCUGGGCGAGCUGACGGCGUCGACGCACGUGAUGGCCAAGGACUGGCUGGGGUGCGGCCUGUCUUCGAGGCCCCGGUGGGACCUGGAGGGAGUUAAGGAGACGGAGGCGUUCUUUGUGGACUCUCUGGAAAGAUGGCGGCAGGCGAACGAGGUGGACAAGAUGGUGCUGUGCGGCCACUCGCUCGGGGGAUACCUGUCCGUCUGCUACGCGGAGAAGUACCCGCAGCGCAUCGACAAGCUGGUCUUGGCCAGUCCGGUCGGGUUUCCUGAAGAGCCGGAGGGAUUCAGGGAGGCUAUCGAGUCGAGACCGUUCGCCCAGAGAAACCUCAUGAAGUUUGUGGGGUGGGGCUGGGCGAAAGGAAUCACACCCGGCGACGUUGUCCGCACCAUGGGCCCUCUGGGAUACCGCAUGAUGAUGGGUUACUCCAACCGACGGUUUCAGCAGGCGGAGUUUGACAAGCGAGCGCUUGGCGACUACCUGUACCACAACUUGGCGGCUACCCACGGCAGCGGGGAGCGAGCGCUCAGCCGCGUCCUCAAGCCGGGGGCGUGGGCCCACUCCCCCCUCAAGCACCGCCUCCCCAAGCUAGACCCGUCGGUGCCGGUGCACUUCAUGUUCGGCGACAGGGACUGGAUGAACUCCACCGCACCUCAAGAACUCCUGGAGAGCGCGCGGGCGGACGGGGGGUCAGGGCAGGAGAUUACCAUCACUACCGUGCCGAAUGCGGGGCACCAGCUUUUCUUGGACAACCCUCGAGGCUUUAACGCGGAGCUCUUGCGUUUGUGCGGGGUGGACGUCGACCCCGCCGCCGCUGAUGCCGCCUACGCCGCCACUCAAGAUGCCGUGGCUCAGAUGGCGGCGGCGGCUGCCGCGGAGGAAGCCGAGGGUUGAAGGGAUGGGAAGAGUUGAACAUAGACAAGGAAGACUUACGCAGGCAUGUUCUGCUGCCGCCGUCUUGCGCUGACUGCCCCAGCCAGGUUAGUUAGCCUGUGUGUUGACAGCGGGUGCCUGUUCCGCGAGUUGCAGUAAAGCCUGCGUUGGCAGCCGUUCGCGAGUUGUUGGCAACGUCUCGAUGGUUGAAAGGUGUACAAAACGACAGGAGGAGUAGUUGCGGAGUUGAAAAUUAAGUUUGGUCGGGGAUACGUUGAACCUCGACGUCUUGCGGUCAUUUUGCAUUUUGUCGGAAUUAUUGUUCCGUGGGUACGGGGCUUCGCGGGCCUACGGUCACCCGCUAGGGCGUGGUAUGAGAGGCUUUCGCCAACUCUUUGGGCUGCACCUCGCACUUGCCUUUCAUCGGGAAGCCUGCGAUUUUGGCACAUGUGGGGCUCGUUGAAAACAGCUGUGCAUUCGCACUCGUGUGUUGUGAUCUAUUAUUGUUAGACUGUGCUGUUGGAGCAAAGAAGUAGGACGUUUACGUUUCGAUCUCGAAGUUGAAAAAUCUUGGGAACGCUCCCCUUUUUCGUCAUGUUUUCUUUCGUGUAUUGUAUUCUUGCUUUCGGGCUUCGUCCAGAUCGAAGCUGAGAUUUGAAUCAUAAUGUUGAUUAGUUUUAUUUCGGACGCAGAAGGCUGACGUGCCAAACGCGGGUCAUAUUUGCGGUUGUCGCCGGGGUGGAGGCACUUUCGGGCGAGGUUUGGAGGCUGUGAAAAGGGUCGGGCGGCCGGACGUUUGAAUACACCGAAGAGAAAACAGCCAGCAAAUUACGAUCGAUUUUUGUGUGAUUCAAACUGGUAGACAUUCGCAGAUGGUCUGCCCUUCCGUUUGUGUGUUUGCGCGUCAUCACGGCGUGGAGGGAGAAGUGAGAGUAUAUUCUGCAGCGGUCAGCAGGCAGCGUUUGCGCUUGUCCCGCUGAUGUUUUUGACGUUGGCACUAUUAUAGCUUGUUGUGAUAUCCCCUAAAAUUUGUAAGGAUGGCGCAGUCAUCACCAUUGACGUGCAUGUAUGAUAUUCUACACGAGGCCGAGGUCGUUGAUGAUUGCGCCAUGAAAACAGGGCGUGCAUGAACUAUUGGGCCAAAGGAGCUCAACACCUUUUCGGUGAGGAACGAACCCGUUAUGGAAUAUUGAAGAAUUGGUCGUUGCCGUGAAGAAAAGGAGCAUUUUUUUUCGGU